Molecule: messenger RNA, 822 nt
Organism: Exophiala spinifera
Lineage: Eukaryota; Fungi; Ascomycota; Eurotiomycetes; Chaetothyriales; Herpotrichiellaceae
Exons: 1
Coding region: 1-822 (273 amino acids)
Source: RefSeq, a predicted model, not a curated record
AUGGCGCCUACUCAUCACUACAACCUCGUCAACGACGACAGCGACGACACCAAAGCCGAGCUUGACAACAGCAGCCUACCCCCCAACACACCGUCGUGGAAACACGCGUUCUACCUGCUUCUUGCUGCGAGUGCAGGCCUGGGUGCAGCGUUUGGCGUAGUCCUUGCCUCGUCUCUACUCAAACCCAGCACUAGCAUCGUGUCUGAGGGUAAUGCCACUAGCAUCGCGUCCGCGUGCAACGCCACCACCAACACUCCUCUGUCCGCAGACAUCGUGGCACCGGCUCCCUUGACCCAGCAACUGUCCGUCCAGACGAAUAAGACCGACCCGCUAGAGGGAGUAGUCCUUGACUGCGGAUGGUCUCCCGAGGAAGCACGCGCAAAGGGCUGUGUUUACGACGUCAUGAUGCAGGACUGGGUUCCGGAGCCAUGUUACGAUGGGCUCUUGACCGAAAGAUACCUCGCGAGAGGGAACUACACCUGGUAUGCGGACAUCGAAGGGACCGUCAUGUCGGAUGAAGAGAUGCGCAAAGGCAAUCACCGUGAGGCGUGGAUGUCAGGAGAUUAUCACAAAGAUCACUGUAUCUUCUCCUGGGAAAAGCUCAUCCGUGCCAUGCGCAACAACAAGCCCAUAAGCCAGGAAUUGGUGUCCUACGAUCACGUUCUGCACUGCCAUCACCAGACGCUGGGUGAAGAGGGAUCUAUGAGAAAGCGAGACGGGGCUAUCGGCGUCAGAGCGCCGACCAACUAUGCCAAAUGUGCCCUGUACAGUACCUGGAAAGCGGAUUUCAUACCAGACAAACAUCCUUCGGACACGAAGUAA